This is a messenger RNA of Symbiodinium sp. CCMP2456, 1402 nucleotides long. Lineage: Eukaryota; Dinophyceae; Suessiales; Symbiodiniaceae. The record is from the annotation of a GenBank genome assembly.
GCUGAUCGAGAAGCAGAUCGAUGCAGAGGGGAAGUGCCCCGUGACGAAGGAAGAAAUCACCAAGGAUGACCUCAUGGAAAUCAAGACCAACAAGUCCGUGCGCCCGCGGCCGGCCACCGCGACGAGCAUUCCGGGCAUGCUGACGCUCCUCCAAAGCGAAUGGGAUGCUUUGAUGUCGGAGACCUAUGAGCUCAAGGCCCAGCUGGACACUUCUCGAAAGCAGCUCUCCCAUGCGCUUUAUCAGCAUGACGCAGCCUGCAGGGUCAUUGCACGGCUCAUCCGUGAGCGCGACAUGGCACGUGCUGACAACCAAAAGCUGCAGGAGCAGCUGAGCCAUUCGACGCCUUUGCCAGGGGGCGCCGUCCGCGAGGACGCGGAGACAGGCCUGACGCCGGAGAUCCUCCAGAAGAUGAAGGAGCUCGCCGACACCUUGUCAAAAACCCGGAAGCGCAAGGAUUUCCCGGACCUGAACCCCCUGGCACAGCUCAAGAAGUUCACCUGCGUCGGGUCCCAUCCGAUCCACAAGUCCACCGCGCCGGGAAUCACAUGCGUCGACAUCCACCGCUCCGAUGCCAAGCGAGUUGUGACGGGCGGCAUGGAUGCGCAGGUCAUCGUUUUCGAUGCUGAGAAAGAGAAGAUGCAAGAGAAGCUCCUGGGCCAUGCGAAGAAGAUCACGGCGGUGGCUUUGCACGCGACGAAGGACGUGGUGCUUUCUGCUUCGCAGGACGCCACUGUCAAGGUGUGGACCUCGAGCGCGGAAUGGACCGGCCCGUACACGUGCAGCCACACGAUUCGGAAGCAUGCCGGGGAGGUGAGCGAUAUCUCCAUCCAUCCUCUAGGCGACUACUUCUUGAGCAGCGGGUUGGACAAGUCCUGGGCUGUCUUCGAGCUGGAGUCUGGGCGCUGUGUCAAGCAUCUGCGUGACCUGGAGCAUGGCUUCAACUGCAUGAAGUGGCACCCGGAUGGGAUGAUCAUGGCCUCCGGGACUCAGGGGGGACCCGUGCAGAUCUGGGACAUCAAGGAGCAGAAGGUGGUGGCAAGCCUCACCGGGCAUGAGGACGCCGUCAAGACUCUCAGCUUCUCGGGGAAUGGCUACCACCUCGCGACCGGGUCGGAAGAUGGAACGGUCAAGCUGUGGGACCUGCGGAAGCCGCUGAACAUCCAGACGCUCCAACUGUCGGCUCCAGUGAACUCCGUGGCCUUCGAUUCCACAGGGCAAUACCUCUCUGUUGCCAGCGACGUCGUCCAGAUCUACAAUUGGGCAUCCAAGUCGAGCAUGGCGGAGGCCGUCACGCUAAAGGACCAUGGUGCAGCUGUGCUCGGCGUCUGCUUCAGCCAGCAUGCCAUGUCCCUGGCCUCGGUGUCCAUGGAUCGGACUCUGAAGAUCUUCAAGAACGCCUGA